GUGAUCUGCCCGCCUCGGCCUCCCAAAGUUUUGGGAUUACAGGCGUGAGCCACCGCGCCUGGCCUCCAGGGCUCCUUCUAAAAUGCCAAUUACCUGCAAGGGUCUUGGCUGUGCCCCAGAGUCUCCAGGCCUGCGAAUGCUGCGUGGCAUCCAGUGGGCGCUCAAUAAAUGCUUACUGCUUGAAGGAGCAUCUCCCCCAAGUGUUCAUCUGAUGCAUGUUUGUGGAGCACCUGCCAUGGGCCAGGCACUGGGGACGCUGCAGUGACAGAAAGGAACCCAAGGCCCCUCCUCUACCGGAGAAGCCGUGGGUCCCAGGAGUGGCGGAAAUUGACCGGAAAUGGCUAGAGAAUGUCAGAGCUGCGCCGGGACCAGCUAGCUCUUUCUGUGAGGAACGAGUCACAGUUUUAUUGUGCGCUUACUGUAUGCUAGGCACUGGUCGACUGAGUGCUGCCCAGGUAGUACCUUGGCAUCCUCCCGGUAACCCUCCGCAGUAGGAACUAUUUAUUAUGAAACCCAUUUUACAGAGGAGGAAGGAGAAGUCCAAAAUAGGUAAGUCUGUUGGCCCAGUCAUAUAGGUAGGAAAGGCUGGGGCAGGCGCGGGGUGCUGGAUUCAAAUUCAGGUGUGUAGGAUUGCAGCUCCCCAGUGGCGAAUGAAUGAAUGAAUGAACGAAUGACUGAUUGAAUGAAUGAAUGGACGAGGCAAUGAGUGAAUGAAUGAACGAAUGGGCAUGCCAAUGAAUGAGCAAAUGAGUGUGGGAAUGAAUGAAUGGUGCGGGAAUGAACAAAUGAAUGAAUGGGUGGUGAACAAAUGAAUGGGUGAGUGAACUAAUGAAUGGAUGAAUGGGUGAGCCAACAAAUGGAUGAACAAAUGAGUGAGUUAAUGAAUGCAGGAAUGAGUGAAUGCAGGAAGGAAUGGUGUGGGAAUGAAUAAAUGAAUGGGUCAUAUAAGAAUGAAUGAAUGAACAAAUGGGUGAGGCCAAUGAAUGAAUGAAAGGGUGAGCAAAUAAAUGGGUGAACGAAUGAACGAGUAAAUGAACGAACGAAUAAGUGAAUGAAUGAAUGGGUGAGCCCGUGAAUGGGUGAACAAAUGAAUGAGUGAAUGAAUGAAAGGGUGAGCGAAUAAACAAAUGGGUGAAGGAAUGAACGAGUGAAUGAACGAAUGAACAAGCGAAUGAAUGAAUGAAUAAGUGAAUGAAUGAAUGGGUGAGUGAAGUAAUGCAUGAAAGGGUGAGCGAAUAAACAAAUGAGUGAAGGAAUGAACAAGUGGGUGAACGAAUGAACGAGUGAGUGAAUGAACGAGUGAAUGAACGAAUGAAUAAGUGAAUGAACGAAUGGGUGAGUGAACGAAUGAAUGAAUGGGCGGGCCGGUGAAUGAAUGAACGAAUGGGCGAACGAAUGAAUGAGUGAAUGAAUGAAAGUGUGAGUGGCGAGAGCCCGCCGGCCGCGUGGAGGUGCGAGGCUGCGGACGUCGCGGGCCCGGAGGCACCUGCGCGCCCUUGGCCAACUCGGAGGAGGUGGAGAUGGACGCCCGCGGGUCCCCUGGAGAUGCAGCCGGCGGCCUGCGCUGGUGAGGGAGCCGGGCCCCCGGCGCUGCGUCCUCCUCAUCCUCCAGGCGACAAGAGUCAAGACUGGGGCAAGAGUGACGAGAGGCUGCUACAAGCCGUGGAAAACAACGAUGCACCUCGGGUGGCCGCCCUCAUCGCCCGCAAGGGGCUGGUGCCCACGAAGCUAGACCCCGAGGGCAAGUCCGCGUUCCACCUGGCGGCCAUGCGGGGUGCGGCCAGCUGUCUGGAGGUGAUGAUAGCUCAUGGCAGCAAUGUCAUGAGCACGGACGGGGCAGGUUACAAUGCCCUCCACCUGGCCGCCAAAUACGGGCACCCACAGUGCUUGAAGCAACUACUGCAGGCUUCCUGCGUGGUGGACGUCGUGGACAGCAGCGGGUGGACUGCCCUACACCAUGCAGCGGCUGGUGGCUGUCUCUCCUGCUCAGAGGUGCUCUGCUCCUUUAAGGCACAUCUAAAUCCCCAAGAUCGGUCAGGCGCAACACCCCUCAUUAUAGCAGCUCAGAUGUGUCACACAGACCUGUGCCGUCUCCUACUGCAGCAAGGGGCUGCCGCGAACGAUCAGGACCUGCAAGGCAGGACGGCCCUGAUGCUGGCCUGUGAGGGGGCCAGCCCCGAAACAGUGGAGGUCCUGCUGCAGGGCGGAGCCCAGCCGGGCAUCACCGAUGCGCUGGGGCAGGACGCGGCUCACUAUGGCGCCCUGGCGGGGGACAAACUCAUCCUGCACCUUCUGCAAGAGGUGGCCCAGCGCCCCUCCCCACCCAGCGCCCUCACAGAGGAUGACUCAGGCGAGGCGUCAUCUCAGAACUCUAUGUCCAGCCAUGGAAAGCAGGGGGCCCCCAAGAAGCGGAAGGCGCCUCCACCUCCCGCCAGCAUCCCCAUGCCGGAUGAUCGAGAUGCCUAUGAGGAGAUCGUGAGGCUGCGGCAGGAGAGGGGCCGCCUCCUGCAGAAGAUCCGGGGCCUGGAACAGCACAAGGAACGGAGGCAGCAGGAGUCCCCGGAGGCCAGCUCCCUGCACAGCCUGGAGAGACAGGUGCAAGAGCUACAGCAGCUGCUGGUGGAGAGACAAGAGGAGAAGGAGAGCCUGGGACGGGAGGUGGAGAGUUUGCAGAGCCGGCUGUCCCUGCUGGAGAACGAGCGGGAGAAUACUAGCUAUGACGUAACCACCCUGCAGGAUGAGGAGGGUGAGCUGCCUGACCUUCCAGGGGCCGAGGUGCUGCUGUCCAGACAACUCAGCCCGUCGGCCCAGGAACACCUGGCCUCACUGCAGGAACAGGUGGCUGUGCUCACCAGACAGAACCAGGAACUGAUGGAGAAGGUCCAGACUCCCGCCCCCCACUCCACUCCCCAGAUCCUGGAGAACUUUGAGAAGGACGAGACACAGAUGGAAGUGGAAGCUUUGGUAGAGGUCAUCCCUCUUGCCCUCUAUGACUCUCUCCGGGCCGAGUUUGACCAGCUGCGCAGGCAGCACGCUGAGGCCCUGCAGGCCCUGAGGCAGCAGGAGACACGAGAGGUCCCCAGAGAAGAGGGGGCAGCCUGUGGGGAGAGUGAGGGUGCUGGAGCCACGGCCACCAAAAACGGGCCAACCCACAUGGAGCUAAAUGGCUCAGUGGCUCCAGAAACCAAAGUUAAUGGAGCCGAGACCAUAGAUGAGGAGGCUGCAGGAGAUGAAACCAUGAAAGCCAGGACUAUGGAAGCCGAGGCCAUGGGAGCCGAGGCCACGGGAGCUGAGGCCACAGGAGCCAAGGUCGCAGAAACAAAACCCACAGGGGCUGAGGUCAGAGAAAUGGAGACUAUAGAAGAAGAAGCAAACGUGGAAACUAAGCCCACAGGAGCUCAGGCCACAGACACAGAGGCCACGGGAGUGGAGGCCAUGGGGGUGGAGGCCACAAAAACAAAAGCAGAGGAAGCAGAAAUGCAGGCCUACGGAGUGGGUGCUGGGCAAGCAGAGCCCCCAGUCACAGGGACCACAAACAUGGAGGCCACGGGCUCUAGGGCCACAGGGGUGGAAGCCACAGGAGUCAGUGCCACAGGUGUGGAGAACCCAGGGGUAGAGGCCACGGUCCCGGGGAUCUCUGCUGGCCCCAUCCUACAUCCUGGUGCCGCAGAGGCCUCGGAAAAGCUUCAAGUAGAGCUGGAGACCAGGAUCCGUGGCUUGGAGGAGGCUCUCCGGCAGCGGGAGCGGGAGGCAGCUGCGGAGCUGGAGGCGGCCCUGGGGAAGUGCGAGGCCGCGGAGGCUGAGGCGGGCCGGCUGCGACAGCGUGUCCGCGAGGCCGAGGGCAGCGGGGCCAGCGGGGGUGGUGGCGGUGACACCACACAGCUGCGGGCGGCCCUGGAGCAGGCCCGGGAGGACCUCCGAGACCGGGACUCCCGCCUGCGGGAGCUGGAGGCGGCCUCGGCCUGCCUGGAUGAGGCUCGGGCCAGCCGGCUGCUGGCCGAGGAGGAGGCGCGGGGCCUGCGGGCCGAGCUGGCCCAGCGGGAGGAGGCGCGGCUGGAGCAGAGCCGGGAGCUGGAGGUUCUGCGGGAGCAGCUGGCCACGGCCAGGGCCACGGGGGAGCAGCAGCGCACGGCGGCCGCGGAACUGGGCCGGGCACGGGACGCCGCUGAGGCCCGAGUGGCUGAGCUGGCUGCGGCCUGCGAGGAGGCGCGGCAGGGCCUGGCCGAGCUGCGGGAGGCCUCCGAGGCCCUCCGCCAGUCCGUGGUGCCGGCCUCUGAGCACCGCCGGCUGCAGGAGGAGGCCCUGGAGCUGCGGGGCCGGGCGGCCAGUCUGGAGCAGGAGGUGGUGGCCACGGGCAAGGAGGCCGCCCGGCUGCGCGCGGAGCUGGAGCGGGAGCGUGUGUGCAGCGUGGCGCUCUCGGAGCACGAACGCAUCGUGGGCACCCUGCAGGCCAACGUGGCCCAGCUGGAGGGGCAGCUGGAGGAGCUGGGACGGCGGCAUGAGAAGACCAGCGCAGAGGUCUUCCAGGUGCAGCGCGAGGCCCUGUUCAUGAAGAGUGAGCGACACGCAGCCGAGGCACAGCUGGCCACAGCAGAGCAGCAGCUACGGGGGCUACGGACCGAGGCGGAAAGGGCUCGCCAGGCCCAGAGCAGGGCCCAGGAGGCUCUGGACAAGGCCAAGGAGAAGGACAAGAAGAUCACAGAACUCUCCAAAGAAGUCUUCAAUCUUAAGGAAGCCUUGAAGGAGCAGCCGGCCGCCCUGGCCACCCCUGAGGUGGAGGCUCUCCGUGACCAGGUGAAGGAUUUACAGCAGCAGCUGCAGGAAGCUGCCAGGGACCACUCCAGCGUGGUGGCUUUGUACAGAAGCCACCUCCUAUAUGCCAUUCAGGGCCAGAUGGAUGAAGAUGUGCAGCGGAUUCUCAGCCAGAUUCUGCAGAUGCAGAGACUCCAGGCUCAGGGCCGCUGAGAAAGGCCAGGCCCAGUGGCUACACUGACCACACCCACGCAGGGACCUCACCCCCCUGCAGGCCCCUUGCAGACCGGCUUCAUUUGGCUUCACUUGGCCCUAUCCAGGCCCAUGCACUUGGAGACCAGCCUGGGUCCCUGCCCGACCACCCCCAGAUGGCUCCAUCACCCCACCUGGUCUCUGCACGCACACACUGGUCAGUCUGGACCCGGGCCGUGAGUGCCCCUCCCCCGCCACCGGAGAAUCUGUGAGUCCCCGUGUCCUCCACAUCCAGACGCCAGCCCAGGAAUAAAGGCAUUCUGUGCAUAGGA
Molecule: messenger RNA, 5276 nt
Organism: Gorilla gorilla gorilla (western lowland gorilla)
Lineage: Eukaryota; Metazoa; Chordata; Mammalia; Primates; Hominidae
Gene: ANKRD24
Product: ankyrin repeat domain 24
Exons: 20
Coding region: 1408-4965 (1185 amino acids)
Molecular function (GO): actin binding
Source: RefSeq, a predicted model, not a curated record